Danio rerio (zebrafish) is the source of this 1392-nucleotide messenger RNA. The record is from RefSeq and is a predicted model, not a curated record. NCBI's taxonomy places the organism in Eukaryota, Metazoa, Chordata, Actinopteri, Cypriniformes, Danionidae.
UGCUAUAAAGUUUAUUAUAAUGACUAAUAAACAUGCUGCAUGGUACAGCAACAAUAGGUGGCGGUUGUGCGCUCUCAAUUUUGGAAAUCGCUGUGUAAAAACAACAACAAAGAAGGUCAGAUUGGAAUGGUCUGUUGCAGAUCCGCUUGUCACUUCUCAUAUAAAAUAACAAUAACCAUAAAAGUAGAUUUCUCCGAAGCGAAUGCUUAAUAGUAAACAUGCUGAAGAUUGGCUAUUAGGCUGUCGAUGCCUUAAAUAAUAAACCGUUUCUAAAUUAAAUCUGUUUAUUUGAUGUAGUGAAGCCUCCUUAUUUGACAUUAUUAAAAUAGCUUUUUUAUUUUUUUUAAAGCCUUAUUGGGAUCUUGUCGUUUGGAAAGGUAAAUUCAUUGGAGAAAAGCAGAUACCUUAUGAGUUGCACUUGAGUUUCAUAUCAUUUUAGGCCGGAUGGAAGUGAAAGAGGAAAGUGAAGAACUGAGUGCAGAUGAGAAAAGCAUGACGGAAGUCAAAGAAGAAACCGAAGAACUACAUGUGAAUGAGAAACCUCCUUAUCAAGAACUUUUAAGCUGGCCUAAAAUUGAAAACAGUUUAUCACUUAUAAAAACACAAGCCAAGAAACCUGUAAUCUGCCCCCAAUGUGGAAAGAGCUUCGCACAUAGAGGACACCUAAAUGCUCAUGUUCGUGUCCACACUGGAGAAAGACCAUUCACCUGCUCGUUCUGUGGGAAGAGCUUCAAACAAAAAGAGUACCUGAAAGAUCACAUGCUAAUUCACGGAAAGGCGAUCUCAUGUCCUCAGUGUGGGAAGAAAAUCAGUAAUGAAAAGAGUUUGAAAAAGCAUAAUCUCCUACACACGGGAGUGAGGCCAUUCGGCUGCGACCAGUGCGAAAAAACAUUUGUUUCAGCUUUCCAACUAAGAAGACAUCAGGCGGUUCACUUGACGGAAAAGCCCUUCUCGUGUUCCUCAUGCGGAAAGAGUUUUACUCGGAUGGAUUGUUUGAAAGAGCACCAGAAGUUACAUAAUGGUGUGAAGGAGCAUGUUUGCUCGGUGUGCGGCAGCUGCUUUACUAAAGUGUACUAUCUGCAACAGCACCAAAGGAUCCAUACUGGAGAAAAACCGUACAAGUGUACACAAUGUGGAAAGUGCUUCACUCACCGAGCAUCACUGGCUACACAUGAAAGAGUCCACACUGGAGAACGACCAUAUCACUGCACUUUAUGUGGAAAGAGCUUCAGCCAGUCUGGUGGUCAGCAGACUCACAUGAAGAAGCACUGCUCUGUGAUGAAGAAGUGCAUUACAUUGGUUACAGUACAAUAAAUCAAUAAAUGAGAAUAUUUAGGGUCAAAACAUUUUACUUUUUAAUCAAUUGAAGGCAAAAUUAUUAGCACUUUUUUU